This is a messenger RNA of Aphidius gifuensis, 3084 nucleotides long. Its product is annotated as probable WRKY transcription factor protein 1. Bases 571 to 3024 code for a protein of 817 amino acids. The record is from RefSeq and is a predicted model, not a curated record. The transcript is spliced from 5 exons. NCBI's taxonomy places the organism in Eukaryota, Metazoa, Arthropoda, Insecta, Hymenoptera, Braconidae. Gene Ontology annotation, cellular component: nucleus.
AUAUAAUUAUUUUUGAUUUAUUUAUUACUUUAUGAUUAUUUUAAAAAAUUAUAUUUAAUACUCUAGGAAGCUUUGUUGUUGUUGUUUUUUUUUUUUCUUCAACACCAACAAAAAUAAAUGGAACAAAGAGAAAAAUAAAAAGGGAGAGACAAACGAGAGAGCACGAGAGAGUUGCCAUCAACAAUUUAAUAAAAAAAAAAAAAAAUUUUAAUUGACUUCUCCAUAUUGAUGUUAUAUGUUUAUUUCGGUUAUUAUUGUUUUUUAUUUUUUCUAUACAAGUAAAUUAGUUGAGAGAAAAAAUUGUUACGUAGUGCAAAAAGUUGAUACAGUUUUACUACAGAUGAUGUUUUUUGCUGUGUGCAUACUAGUUAUCUGCGCCAAUUAAUUUUGAUUGUAAAAAAAAAUAUAUAAGGUAUAUUUUAUUAUACUUUAAGGAUAAUAUCAUAAUCAAUAAAACACAUAUUGGAUUAUUCAUUUUUCUUUUAAAUAUAUAUAUUUUUUUAUAUAUAAAGUUUUACUAUUGUUGUUAUUAUUAUUGACAUGAUAAUUUACGGAUGAAAAUAAACAAUUAUGUCAAAUGUUGAAGAUACAUAUAUGAAUGGAAUGGAGGAUUUUGAUAUUGAUGAACAUAAUGAAUAUUUAUUAAUUGCUAAAUCAGAACCACCAAACAAUGACGAAGAAGAAGAAGAAGGAGACACAAUAUAUCAUGAAGCCAUGAUGACUGAAAAAGAAACACAAAAUAAUUUUACAAUAUCAAAACAUGAAUUGUAUUAUGAUGAAAAUGAAUCAACUGAAUUUAACGAGAUGGAUUUAUUAAAUAAUUCAUCAUCAAAUUAUCUUGAUGAUAAUAAAAUUGAAUUUUUUAAACAAGAAACAAAUGACAUUGAUUAUAUGAUUGACGAAUCAAAUAAUUCAUCAUUAGAUAAUGAUGAAGAUGAUAAUAAUGGAAAUAAUAAUGACGAUGAUGAUGAUGAUGCAAGUGAUUCUGAUGAAAAAGCUGAUGAAGAAACAAUGGCAACAUUUUAUACAUCUGAUGGACAACGUUUAGCUUUAUAUGCUCUUGAAAAUUCAGAAGAUAUAUUUGCUGUAUCAGUUUAUGAUGAAUCAGCACCACCAAAUGAUUUUCAAUUUCUUGCUAAAUCAGAUGUUGAAAGACUCAUUAGUGAGGGUGCAAUUGAAACAGUUAAAAAACCAUCACAAUUAAAAAAAAAAAGUUUUCAUGUUGGUGAAACACCACCAAUUCCAAAAAGAACAACAACAACAACAACAACAAUUAAUAAUCCACCAAUAAUAAAUAAAUUACCAAGUGCAAAAAAUACAUAUGCAAAUGUUAAUGUUAGUAAAAAAAUUAAUAGUCCAUUAAAUGUUAAUCCAACAAGAACGACUUAUCAAAAUAUGAAUAAACCUAGAAGACAAACAAUACUAUCAUCAAAUGUAAAAAUAAUAAAACAUUAUUCAAAACCAUCUGAUAAAAUAAAUCCUCGAGAAAUUGUACAAAAAUCAACAGUACAACAUAUUCUACAAGAUAAUCAAGAAGAGGAUGAAGAAUUAACACUUGAUGAUAUUGCACAUUUAUUUACAAAAGAAAAAAUUCAAAAUAAAAAUGGAAUUAAUAAAAUUAUUGGUAAUAAUAAAAGUAAUACAGCAGUAACGUCAACUAAAACACCAGAAAAACCACAUAUCACAAGAAGAAUACCACAAAUUUUAAGCAAUACAGCAUCAAAAUAUUCAUCAAAUAAUAAUAGUAAUAAUAAUAAUCAUAGUUCAACACCAAUAAAACGUAAAAAUUCACCGGAAAUUAGAAAUAAUUUUUUAGGUAAAGGCGUGAGUCCACCACCACCGCCUGAUGAUAUAAAUAUGUCUGGAUUAAAUAGUCCAAAAAGUUCAACUGAUGAAUUAACAAAUUUUUCACGUAUGAAACGUUCAAGAAAACAACAGCUAACAUUUGUUGAUCGUGCUGAUUCAGAAAUAAUAAUACAACCAUUAGCUGAACAAGAAGAAGAAGAAAAAGAAGAAGAAAAAAAACGUACUGGUAAUAAACGUGGAAGAAAAAAACGUGAUUUACCAAAAAAAAAAAAACCAGCAAUAUUAAAAGGAACAAAAAAACGUAGAUAUUUUAGUAAAAAAUAUGCUACACGUAGAAUUGAAAUAAUUGAUGUUGAUACUGAUGUUAUUGAUGAUGAAUCAAGUGGUAAAAAGAAAAAAAAUAAAAUUGAUGAAAUAACAAUUUAUGAUGGUAAAGAAAAAGGUUCAAGUGAUAAAGAAAAUGAUAUUAUUGAAGUUGGUGAUACUGAUGAAGAUAAUAGAGAAGCGCAAGAACAAGUAGAAGAAGAUGAAAUUAAUGAAGAAGAUGAAGAUAAUGCUGAAGAGAUAGAAAAAAAUAAAAAAAAUAAAUUUGAAUGUCAUGAUUGUCAUAGAAUUUUUUAUACAAAAAGUGCAUUAAAAAAUAAUAAUAAUAAAACACGUGUAAAUUCAUUAAGAUCAUCACGUUUAAAUAAAAAUAAUAAUGAUGUAUCAAAUGAUAAUGAAAAAAAAUAUACUUGCAAAACAUGUGGUGAUAAAUUUGAUGUUGUUGUUGCAUUAGCAAGGCAUGUACGUUGUACUCAUAGUUUACAAAAAAAAAAAAUGAAUAAUGAUACAACAAAUGAAGAUCCAGAAUAUUCAAUACCACCGCAUACAUUAAAGAGUCAUGAAAUAAAUGAAAAAACAAAUUUAUUUAAUAAAAAUACACGUACAAGACGAAAAAAAAAAUUGUUUAAUGCUGAACCAUCAAUUGUUGUUAAAAGAAAAAUUGAUAGAGCACUUGUAAGGACUUCAUGGAAAUCUAAAAGUAUGGAUUGUCGUGAUUGUGGAAAAUGGUUUCCAAGUAUUGCACUUUUAUUGACUCAUUCACUUAAACAUGUCACCAAAAAAACUGCACAAUUUCUUUAUAAGAUUAAAAUUCAAAAAUCUACACAACAUAGAAAACAAUCGACGAAUAAAGAAACAUCUAUUAAAAAACGAACAAGGCCGAAAAAAAUUUAAAUUUAAAUAUUAAAUUUUCGAAAAAAAAAAAUACUGACUUUUAUGCAUAUUUUAUUUUCU